CCAAGUUUAGUCUCAGUCGCGCUAGCAGUUAAAAAAGAUUCACCAUACAAGCCAGAACAUUUUUAGUUUUUCCACAAUGAAACCGUUCAAACCUACAACUAAUGGCACUUUUGCCUUACUGAUUUUAGUUUGUUUAUCCGGAACUUAUUGUGCCAAUGAUAAAGAAGAAUAUUCCAGAAGAAACCCUGGAAACUUUCCUCAAACAAGAUUGAUUUCCUAUGACGUUAGGGCCGAUUCACGCCAAUCCAGAAUCGAUUCCAGCGACAUCCGGACUGAUUUCAGAGAGAUCAGAAACGAAUUGGAAGAUCAGACAAAUGGAAGAUUAGCUAGACAAACUAGGAUGAACAGGCAAGUUCGUUUUGAGCAAGCAAGGUCUGGAGAUAGAAGUAUGUCUGAUAGAAGAACAGAAGAACGCUCCAGACAAACUAGGACGAUUAGAGAAGAUCGUUCUGAUUCAAGAAACAGAGAAGCAAAUCGAAUAAGGCUGUGUGAAGAUAGAAAUAUGUCUGACAGAAAAUCAGAAGAACUUUCUGAAGUUUCCAGACAAAGAGAAACUCGUUCUGAUUUGAGAAACGGAGAAGCAAAUCGAAUAAGACUGUCUACUGAAGAUAGAAAUAUGUCUGAUAGAAGAUCAGAAGAACGUUCCAGACAAACUAGGACGAUUAGGGAAGAUCGUUCUGAUUCAAGAAACAAAGAAGCAAAUCGAAUAAGGCUAUCCGAAGACAGAAGAUCAGAAGAACGUUCUGAAGUUUCCAGACAAAGAGAAGCUCGUUCUGAUUUGAGAAACAGAGAAGCAAAUCGGAAUAGAAAUAUGUCUAAUAGAGAACGAUUUGAUUCUUCUAGACAAACUGGGCAGGCACGAUCUGAUCUAAUAGGAGAAGCAAAUCGAAGAAUUAUUUCGAACGAGAGAUUAUCUGAGUCUAGACAAAAUAGACUCGGAGAAGCUGCAAUUACAAGAGAAAGAUCUGAGAAUCUUGAAACAAUUAGACCUUCUGAGUCGUUUACAAACAUUUCAGUAAUAAGAACAAUUCAAUCUAUUUUGCUUGUAGCCGUUAUAGGACAGCUGCUGGGUAAUGGUUCCAAGAAGAACCCUAUUCGAUCAUGGCCCAUAUUUGCAAAAGUAUAUUAAUCUGACUAAAUAAUAUAUGACGACUUUUAGCAAUGCUUCACUGGUACCUUCUUUAGUCUUAAGUAUAGAUUUAUUAGAAAUACCAACUUUUAAUUAAGGCAAAACCUUCACAUUGUUUCAAAUAUUUAUUGGAAAAAAUAUAAUACAUUAUCUUGUAACUAAAGAGCUUGAAACCAACGUCCUGAUAUCGAAUUUACUUUCCUCAUUUUCCGAGCCUGAACUAUCGUUUUCUAUAUAAUUGUAAGCGAGCUUUUUCUUAGAUUUCCUUCUACAACCAUCGAAAGCUACCUUAAAGCACAACCCAAACAAGGUCAAAACUAACCCAAUUGCAAACCCAUAAAGCACAUAAUCGUACCAGCUGUAAUCCAAUGGGUCUUCAAUUUUUGGUACCAAAGGUUCCAAGGUAACUUGGCUGUCAAUGUCUUCCGAUGUCAAUUCAGUUGAAAGCCCCUCUUUAAUACUCUGAUCCAAAUCAGCUCCAAUUUGAUGAAACACAGUCCUACCCAACCAGUCAGCCAAUUCCAACUUGCCCAUUUGCCUUAGCCUGUGCUCAAGCACCGUAUGAGUUUGUCCUUUGCCUUCUAAGGAAUUCCAAUGGUACAAAUGUUCCAAACAAGUAACAUCUUUCGGUACUUUGCGCUCGGCUUGAUCGAGCGCGUUCGGUUCGUUGUAGCUUUGAAAAUGGGCCGAAGCCACCAGCCUUCUACAUUCUUCGGGAGUCAAAUGGUCUGCGAGGUAUUGCAAUUCUGAGGCGUUUAUGUCGAUGGUAGGCUGCAAAUUCCAAGGUAAACACGUAAUAAUUAUAAUAAUAAUUGUGACAAUCAUUAUGUCACGCUGAUGAGAAUUGAAAUUAGAUUCAAGGUCCUGCAGACUUAAUUAAUUUAUUUGAAAUGUUCCUGCAACUGGUGCGCAAAUAUUCGAGCGGCAAAUUGUGGCAAGAAGUCUCUAUACCGGUAUCGUGGGGUGAAAUUUGAGGCAAAUGGUGGGGCCCCACUGACAUCAGGCCUGAAGAAUUCCAUUUAAAUUAUGAGAAAUGUUAAAAAAUUAUGCGAAAUUAUAUUGUAAUUAAUUAUAUUGGAAUUAUGUGAAAUUUGAUAGAAAUUUUGCGAAAAUAUAUUGUAAUUUCUUUUGGAAUUUCCAGGUAUAACAUGGAACUUCAUUUAAUUUCAAUAAAAUAUGUGAGAAAUGACAAGUUUAAAAAGCAAAAUUACAUAGAAAUUAUGCCGAAUUCCAUAGAAAUUAUGCAAAAUUUCCUAAAAUUCACGUGAAAUUCCAUUGAAAUUACAUAGAAUUUCAAAUAGGUAUGCUAAAUCCCAUCAAAGUUAUGUGGAAUUCAAAUGGAUUUAAAGGAGUAAUGACGUAGAAUAUUCCAAAGAAAAAAUAAUUAAUUUUGGGAAAAUUACAUGGAAUUCUAUAGGAAUUUUGCAAAAUUCCAUAAAAAUUAUGCGAAAAAUUAUAGAAAUUAUGCGAAAUUUCAGUGAAAUUAAAUGAAAUAAAAAAUAUGCAAAAUUUUAUUGAAAUUAUGCUGAAUUACAA
Ceutorhynchus assimilis (cabbage seed weevil) is the source of this 2665-nucleotide messenger RNA. The record is from the annotation of a GenBank genome assembly. Lineage: Eukaryota; Metazoa; Arthropoda; Insecta; Coleoptera; Curculionidae.